Molecule: messenger RNA, 2227 nt
Organism: Plodia interpunctella (Indianmeal moth)
Lineage: Eukaryota; Metazoa; Arthropoda; Insecta; Lepidoptera; Pyralidae
Gene: Roe1
Product: Roe1
Exons: 6
Coding region: 86-757 (223 amino acids)
Biological process (GO): protein folding; protein import into mitochondrial matrix
Cellular component (GO): PAM complex, Tim23 associated import motor
Molecular function (GO): protein-folding chaperone binding; protein homodimerization activity; adenyl-nucleotide exchange factor activity
Source: RefSeq, a predicted model, not a curated record
GAAAAAAUCUAAAAAAAAAAUCUUGACAGAUAAGAAUUUAGGCCUAACCUCUGAGAAUUUGUGAAAAAUACAAAAAUUGGACAAAAUGGCAUCACUCAAAGCGUAUAGUGUAGGAAGAAUGGCAAAAUACAUUACAGAAUCCAGUUUACGUCAAUUCCGAUCGAACAUUUACAGAAGCACAGCAUGCUCAUACAGCACAGAGGAGAAGCCAGCGGAAACAAGCAAUAAUAACGACAAGCAGCUGCCGACGACGGUCGAGGAGUGCCACAAGCAAAUAGAGACGCUCACCGCUGAACUGAACACAACUAAGCAACAGAUGAAAGAUUUUGAGGACAAAUACAAGCGAGCGUUGGCGGACGGUGAAAAUGUGCGGAGAAGGAUGGUGAAACAGGUGGAGGAUGCCAAGUCGUUUGCGAUACAGAGCUUUUGCAAGGACCUCCUCGAUGUAGCGGACACGCUGUCGGCGGCGGCGGAGAGCGUGCCGGCGGACGCGGGCGCGGGCGCGGACGCCGCGCUGCGCUCGCUGCACGCCGGCGUGCGGCUCACCAGGGCGCAGCUCACGCAGGUGUUCUCCCGGCACGGCCUGGUCGCUGUGUCACCGUUACGAGAAAAGUUCGACCCGAACCUUCACGAGGCUUUGUUCCAACAGGAGGUGGAAGGCUUUGAACCGGGUACAGUGGUUACCGUAAGCAAAGUGGGUUACAAACUGAAGGACCGUUGUGUGCGGCCGGCGUUAGUCGGCGUAGCGAAGGCGUAAUGGCUCCUGGACUAUACCGGACUCUGGAGGCCUACCACGAAACAUAUAAACGCGUGGCACGUCACUAACGUUCGUGCACACGCUAUCUCUUUUUAUUACAAGCUUUUAGUUUCACCUUUUAAAAGACAAAGAUUAUUUAUUUGCAAAAACAUGAGUUUACAUUUUUUUACAAUGUGGUGUUAAAAGAACAGCUUAAUCCUACAUGUGUCACCGUCCACGGGUAUGCAAAUUUAAAUGGAGAGCAUUCUAUCAUCCCACAAAACAAAAUCGAACAAAUAAAAGUAACUAAAUUAACUAAAUUUAUAUCUAAAUCUGUCAUUUAAAAAAAUCGUUUAAAUUAUAAUAACAUUUAUCCAAUAAUCAAUCUGUCAUGUUGUCUGUCUGUAAUCAAAUCUUGCAAGUUAGAUUUCUCUCACUUCCAGUUGAGCUAUAGAGUUGAAAUUUCCCACGUCGCUUCAGUUUCCAUGAUAGUGCAUUAAUAUGAUAAGCAUCAUUGCUUAUUGUAAUGGUUAAGACCCCCCCCCCCCGCCUUUGAACAAAAAGGGCCCAGGUUCGGAUCCUACUCGUGCCACAUGAGUUUGUAUACCAAUCUGACUCAUGUAUAGUAGUUUUCAUCGACCAUCACUUGCUUCCGGUGAGGGAAAACAUCGCGAGGAAACCUGCAUACUAGUUGAUUAUUAACUUGUGUGUGAAAUGGAGAAGGCAAUGACAAACCACUCCAUUAAUAAUGCCAAGAAAGUUGUUGUGUUUCAUUCCACGUAAUGACCGCGACCCACAGCCAUGAGGACUAUGAAAAAUGACCUGAUGGUGCAACCCUGAUCGGUUCCGAACGAGGGAACUCCUCAACUGUUUAUAGCACGCACAUGGGUUUUUUGCCAGGCGUCAAAUGCCAUAAGAUCUCGUCAGAGACGACAAUAAAAACUUGACAAACAUUUUAUCGUGUAAAAUAAAGGAAGAGCGCGUGAACGCAGUUGCUUGCUGCGUGUUUUGUGCUUCAUGGUAAAUGGACUACAUCAAAUGGUACUGGCUAUGUUCUGUUAUUCUGUGGCAGUGUUUCGAAUUUCGUCGGAAAUAUAUAUAUAUAUAUAAUGUUGUCGAAAGAUGUUUGUUUGUUUGUAGUUGAGUUUUAAAUAAUUUAACACGUUGUGAGCGUUUUUAUCGACAGUUUGAGAAAAAAAAAUAUUAUUGCAAUAUUAUUGAUAAAAAGCAGGAGCCAUAUUAUUGGUAAAAUAUGAUAAUGUCGUUAGUAUGAAAACGAUUAGUAUCGCUCCUAUCGAUAGUAUCGCUCUGCGGUAUGACUUGUCUCUAUCGAAUGUGCAAAUUGCAAUCGGGGUAGUAUCGGCAGGCCUAUCAAUCGUACGACCUUUUCGAAUGACGGCGCAUGAGGUACAUAGAGACUAACGUCUUUACGACUUUAGUCUAAACGUAAUAAAUACAAACAUUUUCAUUUUUAGUAUUAAUGUCGUUUCU